Molecule: messenger RNA, 1531 nt
Organism: Athalia rosae (coleseed sawfly)
Lineage: Eukaryota; Metazoa; Arthropoda; Insecta; Hymenoptera; Athaliidae
Exons: 2
Coding region: 797-1531 (244 amino acids)
Source: RefSeq, a predicted model, not a curated record
CUUCUCAAGAAGAGCGCCAUCCACAACUGUCGCUCUGUGCGAACCUGCCACGCUCAACUGCGACCGUUGGGGACUCACCUUAUUGCCGUCUUCUCCGGCAACCAUGCUUGCUUGCUCAUAGUUUUGCUAACGAGACACGUGUUGCUCCAUGUAAUUCUCAAUCAAGUGCUAUCUUUGCGUACUCUCACACACUCACUCAUCCACGCGUCUAUUGCCAUGGAAGAUGCAGAUGAAGCCCACAUGUCUGAGAGAGUAAGUGCAAAAUUCUUCUCAAUGAUCGAGAAAGCUGACACCUCAGAUGAACCGACUCAGGAAACUCAGAGGACAUGAGAUCUCAACUAGACUAUGUAACAACUAAAGACUGAUUACCUGACUAAAUUUAUAAUAAACGUAAGUUAUUGCAAGGUGUUCAGCGUUAUUCUCAUAUGCUCAGUUCCUCAUCAUUUGGUUUUUCGAGCCGGAUUGGACACCUGCAAUCUCUUAUUCGGAAAACUCAGUGUAAUACUCGUGUCGUGCGGUAUAUCUAUGACUCUCUCGCGCUCGUGUGCUGUGCGGCAUAUCUCUAACGCUCUCGCGCUCGUGUGCUGUGCGGUAUAGCGCUGUCUCUCUCACACUUGUGGUGUACGGUGAAUAGUGUCCUCUCGCUCGCGCUCGUGCCAUACUGACUCAGGCAGACUUCUCACCUCUCCGCGAACAAUCGUGACUCGCACGCGUAUUGAAGCCUUUCGUGUUUGUGUGCAGUUCAGUGACGCUGGAGUAACUAAUUUACAAGUGACAGCUCACACAGCACGCCGCAAUGCCUCUUAUGGACGAUAAUGCAUCAGGCAAGGUUUCGAUUGACGGCUCACAACCGCCGACUCAGAAUCCUUCAGCUGGCAACCUUGAUGUCCCUGAGCCGCCUCAAGGCCCCAACACUCGAAGCAGCUCACCCACGAUCCUCAGCGGCGAAUUAUUUUUCUGCGUUCACGCUCAAAACGAGAUCAUCGAGUCAAUGGAAGAACUGCUCACUCAAGCCUCAGAGCCUGCCGGCGACAUGAUGCUGACGGAGGUCACCGUGGUGCUCGAUCAACUCGAAGAGCUGCAUCGGGCAUUCCGAACAGAGCACUCAUGGCUCGUUCCCUAUUGGCCGCCUGCUCACCUAGACCACGCAUACUUUGCUCGCAAGGUCAGCAGCACGGAAACUAGGCUGAUGCUAAAGACCAAGCGGCUGCUCGGUCAUCUCCAAGAGGAACACAUCGCUCCUGCUCAAUCUGCAGACUCAUCCGGGACUGGCUCCCGCCCACGCCCGCCCGAAUUGUCGGUACUUACGUUUAGCGGAGAUUGUCGGAAAUGGCCGGAAUUUAAGGCCAUGUUCCUCUCAGUUAUAGGGAAUCGCUUAGACCUUAAUGACCUGGAGAAGUUUCAGUACUUGAAGGGUGCUAUGCAGGGUGACGCUUCGGAGCUCAUUGCCAACCUCUCACCUCACCCUGCAUCGUACAAUGCAGCGUGGCUACUCCUUGACGCCAGAUUCGAGAACAAAAGGCUCAUCUGA